This is a messenger RNA of Periconia digitata, 2454 nucleotides long. The record is from the annotation of a GenBank genome assembly. NCBI's taxonomy places the organism in Eukaryota, Fungi, Ascomycota, Dothideomycetes, Pleosporales, Periconiaceae.
GACCACACGCGAAGUCGUCAUCGGAAUUCACUCGGAACGGCGGAACCCCGGAUAAAUAUAUGUCCGACAAUAAUUUCUGGCCAUCGUACCCGCGCGCGCAUCGCGUCCGCCCAUUGCUUGCUGGCUGGCUUCUUGUUGCCUCCCUUGUCUAUCCCACCUGUCCUCUCGAUGCUCAGUCGUCGCCUCCUCAUAUCGCCGUCUCAGCCACGCGUUGCCCCCGUCCGGCUCACAUGCACUUCCCGUCUCAAUCGCCCACGAGCCUCGGGGCGAUGCUUUAGUCGCAAAGCCUUGCUCCCAGAGCAGGAGAAACCUGAAGACAAUAGCAAUGCCAAGCAGGACGUCGACACGGCACAGAAGAGCCAUCUCGCUGAAGCCCCACCCAAAAGCAAAACAAAGCGGAGAAGGCCAUCGCCGGUGGUGCGAUCGCCUGUAAAACCACGAUAUGUGCAUAGCGAGUCUACACUCAAUGAGAACCGCCCAUUGGGUUUGAAGGAGGCUUUGUUGCAAAAUUCCGCGCGAGGUACACUGAAACAUGGAAUCAAGUCCAGCGGUUCGCUGCGAGAUUCACUCCAAAUUCGAUACAUAAACCCCCAAGAUCUGGAAUUCAAACCAGUCGACGUCGAGAUCCCUCCCGUUCCCAUGCUCGCGUACGGGCUGGACCGUGUUCUGUUCAACCCCGGCGUCUAUCGCCUCCAAGAUCCGCGCUCACGAGUGUACAACUUCGAUCCAUAUCUGGAGAAAAUCAUGAACGUCAAUGAGUUUGAUUUUGACGCUCUGGAGGAGUACAAGACAUCCUCGCAGGAUCCCGAUCUUCUUGCCAUCACAAAGCGCUUAGGCACCAAGUUCACUGGAUCCACUUCUAGCAUGUCAGGCAUCUUGCAACAUUUCCACUACCUACUUUCGAAUACCCGCAGUCUUAACCAUGAUAUGCUAUCCCGCACUUUCCCCAGUCCUUCGGCUAGAUUUUCAAAGAUCAGCCUGGGGCCUAAUGCCGCCUUUCUCCGAUGGAAAGAUGGCGUGUAUGCCAUCGACGCAGAUAAAAGCUACGACACACCCAACAUCAUGAGCUGGCUGGGCCAUUCAUUAGAGAAGCUUUUAACCACCGAAAAAGACGACUUUGAACGUUACCGAAGGUCUAACCCUGAGAAAGCUCCUCCGGAGAUGGGUGGUCGGUGUUUUCAUUACUCCACUCAGGGUAACUUUCUCAUGCGUUCACAGCUAGACGCAGUUGACCCUCGCCUCCCCGGUACCGGCAUUUUUGACUUGAAAACACGUGCCGUGGUUUCCAUUCGCAUGGAUCAUCAGAAUCACGAGAAAGGUACAGGCUACCAGCUUCGCUACGAUCGAGGCGAAUGGGAAUCGUAUGAACGGGAAUUCUACGAUAUGACUCGAGCUACCAUGCUCAAAUACUCACUGCAGGUUCGAAUGGGACGUAUGGACGGCAUUUUUGUAGCAUAUCAUAACAUUGAACGAAUGUUUGGCUUCCAGUAUCUUAGCUUAUCGGAUAUGGAUCUCGUCCUACAUGGCCAGAACGACACAUGCCUUGGUGACCAAGAAUUCAAGCUCAGUAUCAACCUUCUGGAUGAGGUGAUGCAGAAAGCAACCGAGAGGUUUCCGAAGCAGACUCUUCGCUUCCAUUUCUACAAUAAGGGUGGAAGAUCACAAUUCAUGUACAUCUUUGCAGAGCCCAUGUCAGACGAGCAAGCCGAUGAGAUACAGGCAUCCAACAAAGCUCUCAGUCAGAAAUUCGAGCGAGAGGUCAUCGGUGUUGGCCGAUCGGGUUCUGACGAGGGUGAAUUACAGGCAGAGUGGCAAGACAUACAGGACCGUGUGAACGAAGAGGUAGAAGAUGACCAGAACGCGCCACCGGCCUCCAACUUCAAGGAGGAUGCAGCUAACGGCCCUGCUAUCGAGAUCAAACAGCCACAAGACGGCGAAGAAAGCCCGGAGGGGCGAUCCGAUAAAGACGAAACAGAAGAAGACGAGCCAGAAGAAGACGAAGUAAAGGUGGACGAAGCAGAGACAGUCGGGUCAACCAAGAACUCAAAGGCAGACCCCAAGCUCUCUAAAACCUCGAAACCAGCCUCAACCGGGCCCCUCGCUGGGUGGACACUAGCGAUCAGGAACAAAGUCAACGGAGAUUAUGUGACGCGGCCUGAAAAUCUAGGACCUGAAGAUAAUUGGUCAGUCGAAUAUCAUUUCAACGAAUUGUCUCAGGAUAGCGUGUGGAUGCUGUACAACAAAGUCAAACUCGAACGGGAGAAUUUGAUCGGGGAGCAGCGUGCUGCAGACCGUAUAGGCUUGGAAUUCUACCGGAGAAUUAUCCACAAGUACAGUAAAGGGGGCCGACAGUGGAGGGCGGAACAAGACGUCAUCGACAAGGAAUUGGGCCAGAGGGUAUAUGAACCCCUUGGCCCAGGCUCAGAUGGCUAUGAGAGUGGCAGAGACAGCUGA